Molecule: messenger RNA, 369 nt
Organism: Oppiella nova
Lineage: Eukaryota; Metazoa; Arthropoda; Arachnida; Sarcoptiformes; Oppiidae
Source: the annotation of a GenBank genome assembly
AUGAGUGCUUUGUGUGAGUCAUGUGUUAGACAUUCCCUCAAAGUGUUGGCCACCAAACGAGUCAAUGGAUUGGGCUAUAGAUGUCUUCACUCGUCUCCAGCAUCGAUGGCGGCGUUUGUGAGUCGACCGGCGCCUGCCUUCAAGGGAACGGCUGUUGUCUCUCAAGACUUCAAAUCCAUCCAACUGUCUGACUUCAGUGGCAAAUAUUUGGUCCUAUUUUUCUAUCCCUUGGAUUUCACUUUCGUGUGUCCGACAGAAAUCAUUGCAUUCAGUGAUCGCAUCCAAGAGUUCAAAGCACUCAACACAGAAGUGGUGGCCGUUUCAGUGGACUCGCACUUCUCGCACUUGGCCUGGAUUAACACACCCCGC